Messenger RNA from Mauremys reevesii (Reeves's turtle), 4329 nucleotides. RefSeq names its product inhibitor of nuclear factor kappa B kinase subunit epsilon (gene IKBKE). The record is from RefSeq and is a predicted model, not a curated record. Bases 326 to 2509 code for a protein of 727 amino acids. Gene Ontology annotation, molecular function: ATP binding; protein serine/threonine kinase activity. NCBI's taxonomy places the organism in Eukaryota, Metazoa, Chordata, Testudines, Geoemydidae. Gene Ontology annotation, cellular component: cytoplasm. The transcript has 21 exons. Gene Ontology annotation, biological process: peptidyl-serine phosphorylation.
AAUGAUUUGUGUUGAUGUGCGUCAGCUCAGUGAAAAGGGGUCCCGUUUCGAUGCUUGCAAUGUGUUCAAAUGACAAGGGAGAAACUGUGCAGUGUCCCUUUAAGAGAAAAAGAAAGCAGGAAGUCUGAGCAGAAAGAAAGUCUCAGCCUGGACUUCGAUCCAUCCCUGCCUGUGUGGGGUCCUUGUGGCUGCUUUCAAGCCCACACCAUGGCUCCUAACCUGGGCACUUAAGUGUUUUCACUGCAUAUAUUGCUCCUGAGCCAGCUGCUGUCUUCAGACUUGUCUUCUCCCCCCUGCCUUGCACCUCAGAGCUUGAGCUGGCCUCAUGCUGAAAAUGCAGAGCACGCCCAACUACCUCUGGAACCCGGACGACGUGCUGGGCCAAGGGGCUACAGCCAGCGUGUACAAAGCCCGCAGUAAGAGAUCAGGGGAGCUGGUUGCUGUGAAGGUCUUUAAUAAUGCCAGCUACCUGAGACCACAGGAGGUACAGAUGAGAGAGUUUGAGGUGCUGAGGAAAUUAAACCAUAAGAACAUCGUCAAACUGUUUGCAGUUGAAGAGACUACCCAGGGAAACAGCAAGCAGAAGGUGCUGGUGAUGGAGUACUGCUCACGUGGGAGCUUGCUGAGCGUGUUAGAAGAUCCAGAGAACUCCUUUGGCUUGUCUGAGUCAGAAUUCCUCAUCGUGUUGCAUUGUGUUGUGGCCGGCAUGAACCACCUUCGUGAAAACAGCAUUGUUCAUAGAGAUAUCAAACCAGGAAACAUCAUGCGGCUGGUGGGGGAAGACGGGCUGAGCAUCUAUAAGCUCACGGAUUUUGGGGCCGCUCGAGAGCUGGACGAUGAUGAGAAGUUUGUGUCUGUCUACGGGACAGAGGAAUAUCUUCACCCGGACGUGUACGAGCGAGCGGUUCUGAGAAAACCCCAGCAAAAGGCUUAUGGGGUGACUGUAGAUCUGUGGAGCAUUGGGGUAACCUUUUACCAUGCUGCUACGGGCAGUCUCCCAUUUAUCCCCUUCGGCGGACCUCGCAGGAAUAAAGAAAUCAUGUAUAAAAUAACGACCGAGAAACCGGCUGGAGCUAUCGCAGGUGUCCAGAGGCAGGAGAAUGGGCCCAUUGAGUGGAGCUACGAGCUGCCCAUCACCUGCCAACUGUCUGUGGGGCUGAAGAGCCUGCUCAUCCCCAUCCUGGCUAACAUUCUGGAAGUUGAUCAAGAAAAAUGCUGGGGCUUUGAUCAGUUUUUUGCUGAAACAACUGACAUCCUGCACAGGAUAGUGGUCCAUGUCUUCUCCUUGCAGCAAGCUACCAUGCACCGGGUCUACAUCCAUGCCUACAACACUACCACCAUAUUUUUAGAAGCUGUCUUCACACAGACAAAUAUAGCCCCUCACCAUCAAGAAUAUUUUUUUGAAGGUCACCCGUAUCAAUUGGAACCCAGCCUGCAAGCUCACAAUUUCUCCAGAACCACAGAAAAUAGCCCGCUGACCUUGCUGAGCAGUGUACCGCAGGAACCCGUGGGAGUGAGAUUCAGAGAUCCAUCACUUGAGUUUCCAAAGUUUGUCCCAAAGGUUGAUGUCCUAGCUGACUGCAGCAUGGCAAAGGGUGUCCUGAGUGCCGUUCACCAGACACUGAAGAUCUCUCGGUCACUUCUGAAAUGUCAAGAGUUUAUUCUGAGAGGUCUUUACUGGGUGAUUGAGAGCCUGAAAGCCAAGUGCUCCCGUGUUCUGGAGAGAAGGGAGGCGGCCGUUUCGAUGCUGAGCUGCUUGCAGCAUACCGAGCUGAAGGCCUUCGUGUUGUAUGAUUCUGUUUCUGGAGGCAACAGUAGUCCAGAGCUGAAGGAUCUGGCUGAGGUGAAAACAAGGCUGCAGACUGUCACUGAAGACCUCACCAGAUGUUCCCACAGCAUCUCCGAACAUAAAGGGGCAUUGGACUCUCUUUUGGCUGAGUUGGUAAAGCACAGGAAACAGGCACACAAAGACAGCAUCCGGCAGAUGGAGUGCUGCCUCGAGAAGAUGCAGCUCAUAUACAAGCAAUUCAAGAAGACCCGGAUGAGUCCGCGGCUAGCUUACAAUGAGGAACAAAUACACAAGCUGGAUAAGAUGAAUUUAGGGCAUUUGGCCAAAAAGGUCUUGUCAAUUUUCCAGGAGGACUGCGUACAGAAAUAUCAAGCUAUGCUGACCAUCCAUGGGAACAUAACGAGGGAAGUUUGGGAGAUGAGAGAGCAUUUGAAGAAACUCAGCAACUCUAUAGUCGCUUGUAAUGUGGAGAUGAUGGGAUGCCAGGAGUGCCUCCAUAAUGCUUUGGACAAGUUACCUCAGAGAAUCCUGCGGGAGAAACCGAAUUUGGCCCAGGUCUCUUCUGCACCCCCACCAGUUUACAUGAAUCUAGCCCAUCAGGAGAUGGUACUUAGAAUGAAGGAGCUUCGAGAGCAGAUGAAACUGGUAGCGAAUGACCUCCAGAGCAACAACAGCAUCAUUGAGCGGUUAAGUGGGGUUGCGUCCGCUCCAGAUGUUUGAGGGAGAUGUGAUGUGAUGGAUUUGGCGCUGAUGAAAUAGUGUUUUGUUUUUUGUUUUUAAAUUAUAUCUCACACUUUGGGUCAAGAUCAAUGGAGAACUUUAACUCAGACAUCACCUUUUCCUACCUCUCUGCUCCAGCACUUUGGCACAGUUCACCAGCAUUAGCCUUAGCUGGGCUGCAAGCCUCAAGCACUUGAAUACUGGCAGUGUCCCUAACGUUGUUCAGACGUUACCCUGUUUGGGUUUCCUUUGAGAAAAUGGAUUAUUUCCAAUAUUUUACAUUUAUUUCUUAUUCCCAUCGAAUUGUUGACUUCAUCCAGUAUCAAGGAGGCCAUGCUCUGUUAGAUGAAAUGGGUUAGAUUAAAUCAGCUUCUUUAAGCCACUUUACAUCUCUCCCACCCAUGGAAUACAAGCAGAAGUCUCUAAUUUGUGACUCCAGCUUAAAGAUGAUUCUCCAUUGCAUGAUCUCCUGGUUUCUUUAUCCUUUUCAAUUUUGAUCAUCACGGGUCCUUGCCAGUGUGAGCCGUGUGCAGGAAGGAUAGUGGACUCGAUGGACCAAAGUUCUGCUCCAGUAUGGAAAUAGUCCCUCUUCCAACUGGGAGAAGGUGGAAUAUGGGCAAUGCAGAAAUCAACAGCACCAAAUCUUCGAAGAGCUUCGCUUUGGAGUAUAGCUGUUGUCAACUGUCUGCUGGAGACUGACUGGACCCAUCUGGUUGUGUUCUGUCACUUCCUCUCUACCUAAGUCGCAUGUGUUCUGAUUACCAAUGGCCAUAAGAAUAUGAAACAAUUGGAAGCUUCGGUUGCUGUGUCUUAUAGGCCUGUUUCCAGAGUGAUACAUGACCUCUGUGCUUAUAUGCACAUGCGUGCACAUGCUCCCUGAGUAAUUCCAUAUAGAAGAUAUUGUGUAAAAUCCUUGAACGUGACAUCCAUGGGCUGCAUCACACUGCAUCUUUACAAGUAGGAGAAGGUGAUUUUUGUUUUGGGAUGAGCCGUGGAAGUCUAUGCCAAGCAGACAAAUGAUCUAUCUGUGAAAUGCUGAAUUAUUCCAGAGAAAGCUGGUCCGAUUGGCUUAUUGGCAAUUUAAUUUAAAUCUGUUAAACGGACAUCCUAGUGAAAAAUGUUCAAAAGUGACUUGGAGACCUAAAUUAUAUUUUCAAAAGGGACUUAGGCACUUAGGAGCCUGAAUCUUAUUGAAAGUUAAUGGAACUUCAAGGUCUUAAGUGCCCAAGUCACUCUUGACAAUUGGGCUUUGACUCCUAAAUCACUUAGGCGCUGUUGAACAUUUAUUCACAGAAAGCUACACCAAUGAAACAGUAUAAAAAUAGCUCUUUCUGGAAUAAUUUCACUACCCACUAAGUGUCAUCAUUCCUGGAUAAUAUGGGCCAGAUUCUCAGCUAGUGUCUCCAUUGGAGCUUCACUGAUCUCCACCAGCUUCAUGAUCUGGCCCUAUGAAUUUCAAUCUUGUUUUCAAUCAGGAAUCUCUUCUUUCUUGAAUCUCCGCUUUUAACUGCCACCAGAGUUAAUGAGAGCUGUGUGCGUGUAAUCCCAGAGCACUGACUAUCCGAAUGCUUUGCUCUCCAAACCUUCUUUUCUAAUACAUUGCCCUGGUACCCUUUUGGCUCCCUGUCUCUUGACUCUGAUUACCCAAAUCAGUGAUCCAGGCGUAUUUGGUGGUACAGUUGAUCUGGAUCCGACAAUGUAUCUGAUGCAGAGAAGCCAUCGCUUUAAUGCAAACCAAAUGUAAAUACAGGAAUGGUCUGGUCUGUUUGGAGAACAACUUGUAAAUGGAACUCGUUUGCUUGGUCAUGUCUGUGGUGUCU